GCAAAAGUUUCUUUUAUGCAUUCUGGUGGAACAAAAUCCUUUAUUCAAUACUUACAUGAAGAGGUAGUAUUUUUUUUUCGUAUAAUAGCAUUAAAAUAUUAUUAUAUUUUAAUUUUAUUUAUUAUUUAAAUGUAUUACAGAAAUCAAAACAAAGCAUAGGUGAUGAAGUACAACAACAAACUAUGAAGUGUGGAGAGAUCGAAAUGUUUCGAAAAACUCAUUAUACGAUUGAGAAUGGAUGGAUCAACGAAAUAGCCAAGGAAAAAUAUGUAUGUUAACUUUAAAAGUUAGUAAUUUUAUUUAAUCGUUUUUGUAAAAGUAAUAAUUCAUUAUUUUAUUGUUAUUGUAGAAUGAAAUGGUUGAGUUGCGACGAGAUAAACUUAUUCAAUUUGAAGAUGGCUUGCUACUAGUAGUUGAUGAGGCUGCUAUAUAUAGGCAGGUGUUAGGUGAAGGAAAAUACGGUUGGUUACGAGGUUUAGGUCCUACACCUGGAAAAAAGAUCUCAGUGGAAUUAUCAUCCAAACAUAAAGAGAUUGAAGAAGAACGUUUGGACAAAUUAGAGAAAAUCAUUGAAGAUCUAAGGAAGGACCAAGAUAAUAAUGUUGCAAGAAUCGUUCAAGAGAAUAUGAAAAUAUUCUAUGAAUCACAACAAGGCAGAUUAUUAGAGGAACGAUCAUCAGAGUCACCAAUCAGAAUUCCAUCAAUGGAUAAACAAAAUAGUUUUUUCACGCAACUGGAGCCAAGUAAAGAAAAAGAUCAACCCUCAUCUUCACAAAAACCCACUAAAUCGUCCUCAAAUUUAGAAGAAGUGCGAGAUUCUCCAAUUAAAUUUGAGAUUCCUAAGGACACUCCAAAGGGUGUAAAAGUUGCAUUAUUAGCUAAAUUUUGGAUAAUGAUGAAUGUUUACAUAUUUCACCUAUUGAUGUAA
This is a messenger RNA of Cannabis sativa, 928 nucleotides long. RefSeq lists its product as uncharacterized. The transcript is spliced from 3 exons. The coding region runs from base 356 to 928 and encodes 190 amino acids. Lineage: Eukaryota; Viridiplantae; Streptophyta; Magnoliopsida; Rosales; Cannabaceae. The record is from RefSeq and is a predicted model, not a curated record.